AUGAAGCAGAUUUCUGAAUUUAUCUAUACGCUAGAGGUUUUUUAUUUCACCAAUUUGCAUGAUACUCAAUUAUUGCCUCGCUUUCCAUCCUUGGACUAUGACAGCAGCGCGCCGUUGCCCUAUAGGAUAUGCCAUCCUAACUUCUUUCGAGGUGUUUUCUCUUAUCUCUCCGGCUUGAUUGGGCUUAUCUUCUGGCAGCCGCUGAUCAAUGUUCUAGGUGGGCAGAUGGGAGCCAGAAGGUCCUUUGGUUAUGCUCUAGUUUUCUUUAUUGUUCUUACUGUUGGCACAAUUGUAGUAAGCAUAUAUACUUGCCUUUUUCCUAGGCGUAUUAUCCUUUGGGAACAUGAUAAACUGAUAAAUUCCGGUAUGGAUGGGACAGGUGUCUAUCCAGAUAAUACUUCGCUGGAUUCUCCCGAUUCUCACUUGUUAUGGUUGGUAAUACACUUUGUACUUGGCCACUGGGUGCUUAUCAACUUGGUUUUUCAUUACUUUAUGGCUGCUAGUAUGGAUCCGGGGCGGGUGCCUGUUCCCUUACCUCAUGAUUUGCCAAAAUGCACUGGAGGAGUAACAAUGUGCCAACGCUGUGUCUUACCUAGGCCGCCAAGAGCCCAUCAUUGCGGAAUUUGUCGCUGCUGUAUUAUGCGAAUGGAUCAUCACUGUCCCUGGCUUGCAAAUUGUGUUGGUUGCCGGAAUCACAAGCAUUUCUUCUUAUUCCUGUCUUUCUUUACUUUUGGUGGAGCCUACCUCAUAGCCGUUGCCAGGUAUGACUUUCUCGCUCACUUCGAGGAACUAAAGGCUUCAAAAUCAGAAGCUCUCUGUUUGACUUGCGGAAGUCACGAGAUCGGCGAUUCUCUUUCUUGCUUUUCUGUCGCCCAUGCUGGG
Molecule: messenger RNA, 882 nt
Organism: Protopolystoma xenopodis
Lineage: Eukaryota; Metazoa; Platyhelminthes; Monogenea; Polystomatidea; Polystomatidae
Source: the annotation of a GenBank genome assembly